This is a messenger RNA of Lagopus muta (rock ptarmigan), 1183 nucleotides long. RefSeq names its product pancreatic and duodenal homeobox 1 (gene PDX1). The transcript has 2 exons. NCBI's taxonomy places the organism in Eukaryota, Metazoa, Chordata, Aves, Galliformes, Phasianidae. The record is from RefSeq and is a predicted model, not a curated record. Gene Ontology annotation, molecular function: DNA-binding transcription factor activity, RNA polymerase II-specific; RNA polymerase II cis-regulatory region sequence-specific DNA binding. Bases 90 to 785 code for a protein of 231 amino acids. Gene Ontology annotation, biological process: type B pancreatic cell differentiation; regulation of transcription by RNA polymerase II. Gene Ontology annotation, cellular component: nucleus.
CCGACCGGGCGGCGAGCUGUCAAAGAGGGAUCCCGGCGGCGGGAGCAGCCCGAUGUGCCCCUAGCUGCAGGACCCCCCGGCCUGCCGCCAUGAACACCGAGGAGCAGUACUACGCCUCGGCGCAGCUCUACAAGGAGCCGUGCGCCUUCCAGAGAGCGCAGGAUUACAGCCCCAGCCCCCCCGCCUGCCUCUACGUGGGCCGGCAGCAGCAGGCUCCGUAUCCCGGCUCUCUGGGGACGCUGGAGCAGGGCAGCCCGUCGGACAUCUCGCCGUACGAGGUGCCCCCCAUCAGCGAGGAUGCCGGGGUCUCCCACCUGCAUCACCACCACCACCACCACCCUCAUCUCCCUCCCCCGCACCAGGACGCUCUGCCUUUCUCCGACGGGGCGGACCCGGGGGCGAUGGAGGAACCCCGGGUGCAAGUGCCUUUCGCCUGGAUGAAGUCCACCAAGUCGCACGCCUGGAAGGGGCAGUGGGCAGGGGGUUCCUACGUGGUGGAGCCGGAGGAAAACAAGAGGACGCGGACGGCCUACACGAGAGCGCAGCUUCUGGAGUUGGAGAAGGAGUUUCUCUUCAACAAGUACAUCUCCCGGCCUCGGCGGGUGGAGCUGGCCGUCAUGCUGAACCUGACCGAGAGACACAUCAAGAUCUGGUUCCAGAACCGGCGGAUGAAAUGGAAGAAAGAAGAAGACAAAAAGAGGGGGACGGCCAACAGCGCUGAUCCCGAGCAGGACUGCGUGGUGUCCUCUGGAAAGCUGCAGGGCAAAGAGGAUCUGCAGCCGUGACUGCGGCCUCCACCAACCCCUCCAGCUCGGUCCCGGCCUCGCCCCCGGACAACAGAGGGACCCUCGGGGCCCCGGGGCAGAGCCUGGAGCUUCUUUCUCGGAGGAUCCGCGGUGCCUCUCCCCCCGGAACUCCCCGAGCCGAAGAGGCGUGCGGGGCCGGGACUGCGGUGUCCCGGGGGAGGCGGAUCGCGGAUGGCCGACACCGACGGCGGCAGCGGCCCCGGGAGAGUGGAGCGGGCACCGCAGGAAGGGGAGCGGGGCCGGGCGAGGGGCUCUGCGGGCCGCCCCGCCGCUCUGAGGGGCUCCGCGGCACCGGUUCUGCAGGGGACUUUCAAAAGAAAUCGGACUCGUGCUCGGUUCUUCGGCAAUUUGGUUUGUUUCGUUUUCUUCCGACUUUU